ACACCGCUUCUCUAUUGCUGCACAUUGUCGGGUAUUCCGCAAAACCCGAUCACUUGAAACACAAUAAGCAGACACAAAGGAAAGGACAUAGUACCACAAUAUAUUUUUAAAGGUGGAACACGUUUUUCUUAUAAAAAAAAUACCGUCCGUUUGUGCGUGUUAAGCGUUGUAAAGUAGGUGUUUAACUAUAACUGUCCAACUACAGUAUAAAGUAGCCAUGCAUCUGCACAUUAUAAUGCGCGCUAGCAUUGGAUUAGUCGGUUUCUGUCUGCUUGCCUUUGUCCAACAGCCAGCUCGCGCUUCAGGAGGCAAAUCCACUCAAGAUGUGGAUGAGUGUGCAGAGCAAAUUGACAACUGCAGCACCGAUGCCAUCUGCCAGAAUACACUCAAGUCAUACAAAUGCAUCUGCAAGUCGGGCUACAAGGGGGAUGGCAAGCACUGUGAAGAUUUAGACGAGUGUGCGAGUGAGUACAACGGUGGCUGUGUCCAUGACUGCAUCAACAUCCCGGGGAACUACAGGUGCACAUGCUAUGACGGCUUCCGGCUGGCACACGACGGACACAACUGCCUUGAUGUGGAUGAGUGUUCAGAGGGGAAUGGUGGAUGUCAGCAGAUCUGUGUCAACAUGAUGGGCAGCUACGAGUGCCGCUGCAGAGAAGGAUUCUUCCUGAGCGACAACCAGCACACCUGCAUCCAAAGGCCUAAAGCACGACCAGAGGGCACCAAGGAGGGCCCCACCUGCAUGGAUAAGAACCAUGGCUGUGCUCACAUCUGCCGGGAGACACCAAAGGGAGGCGUCGCCUGCGAGUGCAGGCCUGGCUUCCAGCUCACCAGGAACAUGAGGGACUGCAAGUUGACCUGUAACUACGGCAACGGGGGUUGCCAGCACAUCUGUGAGGAGACGGACCACGGCCCCAGAUGUGCGUGUCAUAUGAAGUUUGCCCUGCAAGCCGACGAAAAGACAUGUGUAGGGGAGAGGAGUCUCCAGAACCAGGCAGCCCCACAGCUGUUCCACAAUGAGACGUGUUUAGUGAACAACGGUGGCUGUGACAGCACAUGUCACGAUGCAGUGACCGGAGUCCGCUGCAGCUGUCCUGUAGGCUUCACUCUCCAGCCAGACCGCAAGACCUGCAAAGACAUUGACGAGUGUCGCCUGAACAACGGGGGGUGUGAUCACGUAUGUCGGAACACAGUGGGCAGCUUCGAGUGCAGCUGCAAGAAGGGCUACAAGCUGCUGACCAAUGAGAGGACAUGCCAAGACAUUGACGAGUGUUCUUUUGACCGGGCGUGUGACCAUUCCUGCGUCAACUCCCCCGGCAGCUUCCAGUGCUUCUGUCAUAAAGGCUAUGUUCUCUACGGUCUGGCACAUUGUGGAGAUAUUGAUGAGUGCAGUAUAAACCGAGGUAGCUGUAAAUAUGGCUGUGUUAACACUCAGGGGAGCUAUGAGUGUACUUGUCCAACUGGAUACAAGCUGCACUGGAACAGGAAGGACUGCAUUGAGCUGGUGAAAUGUCUGCCUGGCCUAGCUCCCAAGACCACUCUGACCUGCAGUAAAACAGGCAAGAAAGAGAGCUGCUCCCUCACCUGCACCUCCAAGGCUCACUAUCUGGCAGAAUCUGACAGCAGCUAUACAGUGAGCUGUGGCAUCCCCAUCCUACGAGGCAAAUCCCCAGCCAGACUGAACACAAGCAGCAGUCCGAGCUGCAUAGAAACAGGGGCCCCUCCAGUGAAGCAGACCGCCUCUUUCAAGAUCAAAGAUGCCAAGUGCCACCUGCACCCCAAGCUGACAGGCAGGGCUGAGGACAGGGGCCGAGCGCUGGGGCCAGGAAGUGGACAGCCCUGCAAUAACUGCCUGGUUACGUUUGUCAACCUCAAAUGUGACUCCUCCAAGAAGGCCAAAGGGCGUCGUGUCCGUAACCCCACCAACAAAGAAGUGACACGCAUCACCCUGGAGCUCGAGGCGGAGGUCAAGCCAGGAGACACCACAGGGAGCUGUAACCUGAGUUGCCUGCGCCAGCGCAUGGAGAAGCAAGUGAAGACAUACAUCAAGGCCCUGAAGAAGUCGAUCAACCAGGAGCGUUUCCUGAUCCGCGUGGCUGGGCUGGAGUACGAGGUGGCCCAGAAGCUGCCCCAGGUCGCCUCAGGCCACCAGAACUGUGGUCCAGGACGGGAGAAGGACAGCGGACGCUGUGUCAGAUGUUUGCCAGGAUCGUACUACCAAGGGGAACAGGAGCGCUGCAUCCAGUGCCCACCUGGCACCUUUCAGGAGAGGGAGGGGCAGCUGGCCUGUGACCUGUGCCCUGGCAGUGAUGGGCAUGGACCUGCCGGAGCACGCAACAUCUCCUCCUGUGCAGGUCAGUGCCCUACUGGCUACUUCUCCAGUGAUGGGUUUCAGCCAUGCCAGCCAUGCCCGUUUGGCUCCUACCAGCCUGACCUGGGACGGACCCUAUGCUUCCCCUGCGGAGGGGGGCUGAGCACCAAACGGGAGGGGUCCAGCUCCUUCCAUGACUGUGAGGUCAAAGUUCAGUGCUCCCCUGGCCACUACUACAACACUACGGUGCACCGCUGUAUUCGCUGCCCUUUGGGCAGCUACCAGACAGAGUUCAGACAGAACUACUGCAUCACUUGUCCUGGUAACACCACUACAGACUUUGAUGGGGCCACCAGUGUCUCUCAGUGCAAGAACCGAGAAUGCGGAGGAGAGAUGGGCGAGUUCACAGGUUACAUUGAGUCGCCCAACUACCCCGGAAACUACCCAGCUAAUGUGGAAUGUAUCUGGAUCAUCAACCCACCCAACAAGCGCAAGAUCCUCAUGGUGGUGCCUGAGAUCUUCCUGCCAUCAGAGGACGAGUGUGGAGACGUACUGGUGAUGAGGAAGAACUGGUCGGCCACAUCCAUCACCACCUAUGAGACGUGUCAGACGUACGAGCGACCUAUAGCCUUCACCGCCCGCUCCCGCAGACUCUGGAUCAACUUCAAGUCCAACGAGGCUAACAGUGCCCGAGGCUUCCAGAUCCCCUAUGUCACCUAUGACGAGGAUUAUGAACAGCUUGUAGAGGACAUUGUCAGAGAUGGAAGACUCUAUGCCUCUGAAAACCAUCAAGAAAUUCUAAAGGAUAAAAAGCUGAUUAAAACUCUCUUCGACGUGCUGGCCCACCCAAACAACUACUUCAAGUACACCACUCGGGAGUUCAGCGAGAUGCUGCCGCGCUCCUUCUUGCGCCUCAUAAGCAGCAAAGUCUCCGCCUUCUUGCGACCAUAUAAGUAGUCACCACAUCAAAUCCCGCCCCUGAAGGACCAGAUCCCGCCCCCCUCUAACAGGCCAAACAACGAACUCUCACAGGACUUCUAACAAGUUGACAAAAAUAACUAUUUUUUUCUUCUAUUUUUUCAUACUGUAGGCUUUGACGACACACUUCACUAUGCAGUCUCAUACUCAAUCUGUUUUGCAGUAUUUAGUUGUAUGCCCUUUUAAUUUCUCCAAAACCAUGCAGUAUCUGAAGCCAACCAACUUGAGUCAAAGUACAGUACAGGCUUUCUUGCCCAUCUCUUCUUUCUGAAUAUUUAUCACAACUCCAAUAUGUUUGUGUCAUUCUAUUUUUUUGUUUGUUGCUGUUGUCAUUCUUGUUUCUAUUAUCAUAUAGCAUAGAUGGCCUUGUCUGUCAUUUUCACAGCAAUCCAUAAUUAGAAGGAUAUGUGUGCAUUUCAGAUGACACAUGUUGUCUGUUUGUUGACUAAAUGGACAACGGUAGAGGCAUUUAUGUCAAACAGGAAGAAGGAUAUAAGGGCAAUAUAAUAUUUUGAGCUGGAACAGGGUUAUCGUAAACGUGCUUUAAUAAAUAGUCUUUCACUUGAAUUCCAGCUUUAACUCUUACCAUGUCAGGAUGAGUCUGUUUUGAUAAAUGAAUAACCUUUUGUAUAUCUAUAUCCUCCAUAAGCAAUCCUCAAGGAGAAGGACCUGUCAGUUUCAUGUCAUUGUUACAUUCCACAACAUUCAAAGCCUUACUAUAUCUGAGCUCUUAGAGCAACUUCUUGUUAAGGUAUUACUGUUAAAACAGUUAUUCUAUGUUUUUUUCUUCUGUCCAGAUUGUAUAACUGUCUGUUACCUACCUACAGAUAUUUUCUGUUAGUCUAUAUCCAAGUUAACUUAACAAAGUGUAUAAAUUGUAGUUUAUAGUUUUUUUUCCAGAAGGUGAUGGACAUUAUGGAAAAGAAAUAUAAAACUAGAUUUGUGAGAAUCACAGGAGAAAGACAGAAUAAUGUCUCUAUGGUCCAUGACUGGUGAGGAGAGAGACAGAGAAAUGUCUCUAUGUUCCAUGACUGUUGAGGGAGAGACAGAUAAAUGUCUCUAUGGUCCAUGACUGGUGAGUGAAACAGAGAUACAUCUUAAUUAAAGGACAAGGUUCUGUGAUACAGAAAAUGUCUUUAUUGGACACAACUCUGUGAGAGAGAGAUAGAGAAAUGUCUAUGAGGGACAUACGUUUGCUGCUUCUUUUAAAAAGGUCACUUUAAUUCUUCAAUUUCAAGUCCUCUUUCUGUGCUCGCAUCACACUAAUAGUCCAUUGCAUUAAUAUAAAAGAAUGUUGUGUUCAGAGAGAUGCAUCAUAAGUAUAAAUACAAUUCUACCGCCUGUCCUCAUGUAAGUUGAAAGACAUAUCACAUUUGCCUCUCCAUCCAUGGAUUACCAACUGAUUGUAAAGUUUUUCUUUCAAUCUAGUAAAUAAUGGAAAAAAAAUUGACACGGUUUGAAUCCUUUUUAAUCGAAAUAAACUUGAGCAGGAUCCCCAAACUAUUUUCUUUCCAUGUCCUCUUCACCCUCUCCCUAAUCCAAAGACCCCACCCCCACCA
Messenger RNA from Salvelinus namaycush (lake trout), 4848 nucleotides. RefSeq names its product signal peptide, CUB and EGF-like domain-containing protein 3. The record is from RefSeq and is a predicted model, not a curated record. The transcript has 23 exons. The coding region runs from base 218 to 3268 and encodes 1016 amino acids. Gene Ontology annotation, biological process: signal transduction. Gene Ontology annotation, cellular component: cell surface. NCBI's taxonomy places the organism in Eukaryota, Metazoa, Chordata, Actinopteri, Salmoniformes, Salmonidae. Gene Ontology annotation, molecular function: calcium ion binding.